Molecule: messenger RNA, 1544 nt
Organism: Labeo rohita (rohu)
Lineage: Eukaryota; Metazoa; Chordata; Actinopteri; Cypriniformes; Cyprinidae
Gene: chmp5a
Product: charged multivesicular body protein 5a
Exons: 8
Coding region: 81-740 (219 amino acids)
Biological process (GO): late endosome to vacuole transport via multivesicular body sorting pathway; vesicle budding from membrane
Cellular component (GO): multivesicular body
Source: RefSeq, a predicted model, not a curated record
UACGACCAACCGGAACAAGCCCGCUGUGAUCAGCAUUUAAAUACCUCAACAAAGCAAAUAAGUGGCAGUCCCGUUUAAAAAUGAACCGAAUUUUCGGUCGCAGCAAACAAACGCCUACUCCCAACCUUUCUGACUGCAUAGGCAAUGUGGAUACGAGGAUCGAGUCCAUCGAUAAGAAAAUUGCGAGAAUCGACGCAGAGCUAAUGAAGUAUAAGGACCAGAUGAAAAAGAUGAGGGAUGGACCCUCAAAAAAUGCAGUGAAACAGAAGGCGAUGAGAGUGCUGAAACAAAAGAGAAUGUAUGAAGGUCAAAGAGAUCAGCUUUCCCAGCAGUCAUUUAAUAUGGAACAAGCCAACUAUACAAUCCAGUCUUUAAGGGACACCAAAACAACAGUGGAGGCUAUGAAGAUUGGAGCAAAAGAAAUGAAGAAAGCAUAUAAACAAGUGAAGAUGGAUCAGAUUGAAGACCUGCAGGAUCAACUGGAGGACAUGAUGGAAGAGGCCAACGAGGUUCAGGAAGCCCUCAGCCGCAGCUAUGGCACACCAGAGAUCGAUGAGGAUGAACUAGAAGCAGAACUGGAUGCUCUGGGAGAUGAGUUACUGCUGGAUGAUGACAGCUCUUACUUAGAUGAAGCCUCGUCUGCACCCUCCAUUCCUGAAGGAAUGCCAAGCGACACUAAAACCAAUAAGGAUGGCGUUCUGGUCGAUGAGUUUGGCCUACCACAGAUUCCUGCCACAUAAGAAUCUGUUCUCUGAUCAGUGUUUUGUUUACAUCUGGAGGAGUUUCUCUUGUGCUGAUGGUAUUGAACAUGUGUUGUAUUCAUUGGCCAGUCUAGCACAUGGCAUUGUAACUUCUGUUUACUGUUUAAUCUGAUCACAUGAAGCGUGAUUUUUCACUUUUAUUUAGAAUUUGGUUAUGUAAACAUGUUUUUGCUUGAUUUCCAUAACCCAGUAAAUUCCGACGAGGUCAAAGUGUUUAGAUAUCCACGUAAAACUUUUGGCAUAUCCCUUUAUUAAUCAGAAUUUUGGAUCACUUACUUUUCAUAGUAUCUGAAUGUUAUGAGAUACAAACAACUUGGGAAUGUCAAGUUAUUGAGGAAAGUUAUUUUUGGAGCAGCGUGGAUGUACAAAAAACAGUAAUAUUGCAAAAUGUUAUUACAAUAUAAAAUAAUGGGUUUUAUUUUAAUAUACUUUAAAAUAUAAUUUAUUCCUGUGAUGGAAAGCUGAAUUUUCAUCAGCUGUUACUUACUUAAGUGUCACAUGAUCCUUCAGAAAUCAUUCUAAUAUGCUGAUUUAUUAUUGGAAUUAUCAAUGUUGGAAACGGUUGUGCUGCCAAAUAUUUUUUUCAGGAUUCUUUGAUGAAUAACAAGUUAAAAAGAACAGCAUUUCUUCAAAAUUAAAUCUUUCACAACAAUGUAAGAAUAAAAAUGUACUGACCCCAAACUUUUGAACAGUAGUGUAUAUUGUUAGAAAACAUUUCUAUUUUAAAUCUUUUAAUGUUCUUUUUAACCUUUUAUUGAUCAGAAAAUUCUAAAAAAAAAACAA